UAUCGCAUGCCGCAUGCACAUAUGCUGAAGCAUCAUCGCGCGCGCGGCAUCAAGCAGCUAUCCAUGGUCCUACGUUAAAAAACAUGCCGGUAUACUCGUACUCCAGCGAAAUAGCGCCAUAGCAGAAACAUUAAGUGCACUUUCGGCUUAUUAUUUGAUUGCAAAUUUGUGGAGCUACUUAAUUGGGCGAUGAUGUCACAUUGUACGCAGGAAGGAAAAGACCGGAUCAUCUUUGUGACCAAAGAGGAUCACGAUGAGCCCAUUCAGACAACAAAUGUAAAAGAUCUGGUCAACGAAGAUGAUGACGAUGAAGGAGAAGGUCUCAUCCUUUCCAACGGGGACAUCAACUGGAGCUGCCCCUGCCUUGGGGGCAUGGCCAGCGGACCCUGCGGGGUGGAAUUCCGAGAGGCGUUCUCCUGCUUCCACUUCAGCGAGGCGGAGGCCAAGGGAUCGGACUGCAUAGACAAGUUUCGCACCAUGCAGGAGUGCAUGGUGCAGUACCCGGAGCUGUACCCCGUCGGAGAGCAGAAGGAGAAGGAAAUGGUACAAGAGGCAGAGGAGGCGGCCCAAGAAGCGGGAGGAGACGCAGUCCAUCACAUCAGUGAACGCCAAGAAGCAGCUACACCAUUAGAUUCAGACACUGUUGACAGUGGAAUGAGCACUGUUGUGAACAAUGAAGAUGCUGUGGACAAGGCAUCUUCAGGAGCUUCAGCAGACAUUAUUACCGAUGAUGUUACUUCGAAGAAGGGGAGCAAGUCUUGAUGCUUGUCUAUCUCAAUCUAUAGACAUUUAUAUGAUAAUUUUUAGUGUUACCUUAAGUUUUAUAAUCGUUAUUUCCUGUGAUGAUUUUAUACUUGACAUGAUACUAUAAUGUUUUAAUACUCUUUUGCAUUUUGAAUUGUGGCCCUUCUCUGUGGAUUGCCGUUAGGAAUGAAGUCACCAAAAAGGACCAAUUUAUCGUAAUUAUAACUUUUCAAAACGAAUAACUUUCCUAUUAAAAAAGGAUGCAUAAGAUUACUACAUGUAGGUACCCAAUCACAUUUGCAUGAAUGUUACUGGUUUUAUAUGGGUCCAUUAGUUGAUUUUUAAAUUAGUCUAUAAAAGCAUACAUGUUUUCCCUCAUCCAGGUGUAACGUCUUUUCUCUCAGUUUGCAGUUUCCGUCUCAUAUUUAGAGCCAAUCGCCUUUUAAGUAGCAGAUCCCCAUUCAUUUCUGCCCUGUAUAUUUGUUUAUAAAAUCCAAAUAAAUGUGUGCUUGUUAAUGAAACAAGACAAGGCAAGACUAGUAAAUCUAGUCCCAGAGCACACUUGUUGAUUUAAUAAUUUCUGAAAGUUCUGUCGAAUAAUUUCAUGAAAGUACUUGAAACAAGCAGCACCAGACUAAUGCGUACAUGGUGUAUGUAUUUGUUCAUCACAUACACAGCAGUAAAGCUGCUCCCAAACAUGUAUACCAGCGCAGUCACAUGACAUGCAAUCAAUGGGAUAGGUAACCAGUCAAACUCGGAAGUGUCAGUCUGUCAGUAAAUUUACAAAGAGAACUAUACCUGGACACACUGGUACCAGCAAAAAUGCAUGUACAUGUAUUUUCAACCCCUGUUAAAAACAAGCGUUACAUAAUCCUGGUUUGUGUAAUGUGUAUGCAUGUACAGUCGAACAACUUUAUAACAAGGUCCUUGGGACUUAACAAAUUACCCUGUUAUAACAGGUACCUGGUAUUGACAGUAAUGGAAAACAAAGACUUGGGACCUAAUAUUUUGCUUGUAAUAAACAGCAUGUUCAUGUUGUAUUAACAGUGCUCUUCUUAUCAGUGUUCGACUGAACAUGCAUGUGCGUGCAUUUUAUUUCAUAGUUGCCAGUACAGUACAUUCAUGUUAGCAGAAUUGUGAGCCCAACCAUUUUUUUUUCUCAAUUAUUUCGGGGCCCAUUCCAUAAUGUACAUUGUAGCGUGUCUAUAAGGUUUGUGAAAAAGUUCAAACUCCAAAAAGUUUGUGGCGUGAUUGAGUUGGCUAUUGUGUGUGACAGAUUAAAUUCUUUACAAUCAUUUACUGUAA
Molecule: messenger RNA, 2049 nt
Organism: Patiria miniata (bat star)
Lineage: Eukaryota; Metazoa; Echinodermata; Asteroidea; Valvatida; Asterinidae
Gene: chchd4
Product: mitochondrial intermembrane space import and assembly protein 40-like
Exons: 3
Coding region: 190-762 (190 amino acids)
Biological process (GO): protein import into mitochondrial intermembrane space
Cellular component (GO): mitochondrial intermembrane space
Molecular function (GO): protein-disulfide reductase activity
Source: RefSeq, a predicted model, not a curated record